CCCAAUGCUCUCCCCUCAGUCACACACAAAUGCCUUUCUCAACAUAUCACGAUUCAUACGCGAUUCCAUCUCAUCAUAGUCUUUCCCCAUGCCACUAAACUCAGAAAGCAUCAUCGCAAUUGCGGCACUACUAGUAGCAUGUCCCCCAACAGCAUGGGUAUUAUACAAGAUCCAUCGACGUCGACCACCCGCUCCCGAGCCCAUAGUAAGUCUCUUCGCCCUCUACCGAGAAACCGCAUUACUGUCUCUUACUGCUACCCGACUGGCUCUAACAAAAACUCCAUGCCUUGCUGCCUACCCAUAACAACACAACAUCUCCGCUACAACGUCCCCCAACUGCUGUACUCCGCCCCUGGCGAUCAAUGUCAUGCCCCCCAUACAGCUUCGGUCGUGCAGGGUAUAAAGUACGGGGCGGAGAUCCGAGCGUGGGGUCUAGCAGAAUCUCUACAGCAUAACAGCUGGAAUAACUAUGUCGUAAAAUACGGUUGGAUAGGCUUAAUGGAGUGUAUGUCCCUGUUUCGUAAAAAGAAAUACUUGGUGUAGUGUUAUAAGUGUG
Periconia digitata is the source of this 556-nucleotide messenger RNA. The record is from the annotation of a GenBank genome assembly. Lineage: Eukaryota; Fungi; Ascomycota; Dothideomycetes; Pleosporales; Periconiaceae.